CAUGUAUGUUACAAGGUGUUUAUCGGAGUACCGGAAAAACCCGUCGGAACUUAAGAAGCCUCCACCGGAAGGUCCAAACUCUGGCAUACUUGUGAUUCAAGAUGAAGAAUCGUUGACCACUUGUUGCUUUGGUUUUUGCUACGAGACUUUCCUCAGAGGAUUACCGUUUCCGCAGAACGCAGCGUUGACCGUGAGACGCGACGACGGUGGACAGAACAAUACUGUUCAUCGUGAUCCGGUUGUGUUCAUACCUGUUCUUGGUCAACCUCUAUCUUCUAACCGUUAUUACACAUAUGAACGGUGCGGGUAUUACUCGAGAGAAUCAUCUAAUAGUAAUGAAAGAGAGGUGGAGAGAGUCACAUGUUGCUUCUGCAUUAGAUUUAACCAUGUUCAUAUGUAUAAGAAGCCACAGCCAGAUCCUUAUGACAUUCAACAGCAAGUCGUAAUCACAACUACCUCAUCGUAUUUCCGUUGUUACUAUUUCGCAAAGCCCGUUGAUCCUAAUGCGUUACUACCUGCGUUCCUAAUGAGACAAGGCUGGGCAAUAGAAAACUCGACUUCGACCCUACAAGACUUUGGUCUCAUAGAUGACGCAAAGGGUCUUGACGUAGAGCUUCGUUCUAAGCUCCCCGGUCUUGAUAUAAGCGUCGUCGUAGGGAAAUGGUACGUGCCUUUCAUAUUUGUGAAGGAAGGAGACAUAAUAGAGCAAGUGAAGAUAUCAAUGUAUUACAACAUGACGCUUCAUCAAAGGUGGGAAGAGGUUUUCUUGUACGAGAAUGUUGACAAUGAAGAUUGUGUUGAGGUUGUUGUCGACGUUGAUGUCGAAGUUAAAGUGAUUAACGUUGAGGGACAAAAGAUCAAUAUAGAAACAACCAAUGUGGAUGGUAAAGGUUUAGUUUGGUUCCAAAUUAAAGAUCAAGAAGGACAAGACAAGAAGAUAGGUUUAAGGUCAGUGGUUGUGGAGAGGAUUGAAAGCUUAGAGGAGAGUUUUGGGUGGAAGAAGAUAGACGGAAACAGAGCAAAGCUUAAGAGAUUUGAUCGGUUCGAAUGCGGUUCAUCGCAUUGGAAGAGUUAUAAAUGUUAUGUAUUGGUUGAGAGAUUUGAAUUGAAGAGAAUGGAUGAGAGUUUGGUGUUGACGUAUGAGUUUACACAUGCUGAUAAGUUGAGGACUAUUCAAUAUUGACUUGAGCUUCAUUUUUAUUGUUUACACUUGCAUUGAAUUGAUGAGAUCGUAAAAGUGUAAACUCUAUUUAAAACAAACAUAAA
Capsella rubella is the source of this 1266-nucleotide messenger RNA. RefSeq lists its product as uncharacterized. The record is from RefSeq and is a predicted model, not a curated record. The transcript has 2 exons. The coding region runs from base 2 to 1183 and encodes 393 amino acids. NCBI's taxonomy places the organism in Eukaryota, Viridiplantae, Streptophyta, Magnoliopsida, Brassicales, Brassicaceae.